Oncorhynchus kisutch (coho salmon) is the source of this 2487-nucleotide messenger RNA. RefSeq names its product Krueppel-like factor 11. Gene Ontology annotation, molecular function: RNA polymerase II cis-regulatory region sequence-specific DNA binding; DNA-binding transcription factor activity, RNA polymerase II-specific. Bases 164 to 1729 code for a protein of 521 amino acids. Gene Ontology annotation, biological process: regulation of transcription by RNA polymerase II. The transcript is spliced from 4 exons. The record is from RefSeq and is a predicted model, not a curated record. NCBI's taxonomy places the organism in Eukaryota, Metazoa, Chordata, Actinopteri, Salmoniformes, Salmonidae.
CAGCCAGUCUAUUCCGAAUUUUGUUUCUGUUUUUUUUCGUAUCUGCUUUUGAUUCACUCAGCUGAGGCCAGUCCGCUGUUGGCAGCGGCAAUACUUGUGUGCUCAGGUCUCAUUGAGUGUUCGCAUUGCUAGUAUCUCUUGUUAUUUUUACACGUACUUUCCUAUGCUGACUUUUACACCACCCCUGAUUUCAGAGCAACCUUGUCGGUGGCCUCCCUCCCUCCCUCAGGCUGAUGUAAUGGACAUCAGGGUGAUGAUGAUGGAGAGGAACAGGCACGACAGUGAGCAGUCCUGCUGCAGCACCUUCCAGUACCAUGACCUGGAGGCUGCUGAGGCACUUGUCAGCAUGAGUUCCUGGGGACAAAGGUCAGCAAACGACAAGCCACGCCCCCUGACCCCUACCUCAGACUCCUGCGACUCUCUCCUCCUCCACCCUGAGAUCAUCGAGUCCCCCAAGGACCCAGUCGCACUCUCAUCGCUGUGCAUGACCCCCCCUCACAGCCCCAGCUUUACCGAGACCGCUACCACAACAGCUGUCCUCACCACCUCAUUGGCCAGCUCAGGCCCCAGACCAGUCUUAACCCGGCCUAGACUCUGUGCAGGUCUUCCCUGCGAAAAUGCCCUUCUCCUGGACCAACGAGCUGGUACGGUCCCCAUCUUCAAGAGCUCUGGAGCUCCAGAGUUGCCCAGCAGAGCCAUGGUGACCAGCGUCAUCCGGCACACUGCUGACAGGGCCCUCACACAGCACAGCAACAACAUUCCACCUCAGUCCCUCAUAGGGCAGCACACAGACACCAACUCCAACAGAAACCCUACUGCAACCCUUCUGGCUGAGGCCGCUCCUAUGCAGACUGAACCACAGAGCUGCAGCACUGGUCUGUGUGUUAAGGUAGAGAAGGAUCAAGGCAGUCCAUCCUUACAUGACAGCAGCACAGACCCCUCUACUACUCCUACCCAAAGGUCCCUAUCCCAGCCCACCGCCACCUCCCAGUCCUCACCACCCAUUCCCAGCUCCCAGGUCCUCUGCCAGGUAUUUCCAGUCAAUGGGCGGACAGGGAUGAUCUCUGCAUUCGUCCAGGCAGGCCCAGUCCAGAUGACCCAGGGGGGGGGCAAGCCCAUACUACCCCAGUCACCCCCCUUCCCCCAGUCACUGCAGCUGGUGGGCUCCUCUGUGACUCAGGGGACGGUGAUGUUUGUGGUUCCCCAGCCCCCCGUGUCCCAGGCUCCGUCGUGCGCACAGACUGUAAUGACCCUGGGUAACACUAAGCUUCUGCCCCUGGCCCCAGCUCCAGUUUACAUGCCCUCAGGGCAGAGCAGCAAUGCCACACAAGCAGACUUCUCCCGCAGGCGGAACUACGUCUGCAACUUCCCCGGCUGUAAGAAGACCUACUUCAAAAGUUCCCACCUCAAGGCUCAUCUCAGAACUCACACUGGUGAGAAACCAUUCAGCUGCCACUGGGAGGGCUGCGACAAGAAGUUUGCCCGCUCCGACGAGCUCUCCCGCCACAGGCGAACACACACCGGUGAGAAGAAGUUUGUGUGUAACGUGUGCGAUCGGCGCUUCAUGCGCAGCGACCACUUGACCAAGCAUGCUCGCCGACACAUGACCUCCAAGAGGACCUCCACUUGGCCGGCUGAAGUCCGCGACCUCCACAAGAUGACGGUAUCUAAGGGCCUGUCGAGUGGUUCCAAACUUCCUCUCAGUGUGCUGGUCCCUUCCCCCAAUUAGCUGGGGCUCCCAGGCCGUACGGUCAUCUCAGGACAAUAUCCCACCACCGACCACACAAGACCAAGGAGAAAAUGAAACAAAACCAUAGGCUGCUACACAUUCAUGGACAGAAACAAACUGACCUUGCACUGGAUUUUUUAAUUAUGCUUGUUUUGUACUUCCUUGAUCUCUAUAUGUAAUUAUGUUUACUCAUGUAAUAUGUAUACAGUAUGUAAUGUUUAGCAAAAUGUAUGCACUCUUUUUGCCAAAGCCUUUGCGUUGUGCUUACAGUAUCUGUUACUAUUGGUCUAUGUGAUUGUAAAUAUGUAUAUAUGAAUAUCUAUAUAUGAUUGUUAUGUGUAUUCCAAUCUGCAUGUAUUGACAAUACGUCAAUAUAUGUUAUUGAUAUUUUUAAACAUGUCAGUGGACAGUAUUCCUCACUGUGAUACUACCUACUUUCUUGCUUUGCAUAUUAUUUAAUAAACAUUUGUUUUAAAAAGUGCUGUUUUUGAUAGCUUGAUCGGUUUGCUUUUGUUUUAUUACAGAUACAGUAUAACCAGUAUAAAUACCUCACAUUAUUUCUUAGUAAAUACUAAAUACUUUAUAGAGCUUCACCAUACUAAUAAUAUGAGUAAUCAAUGAUUGAAUGAAUUCUAUAGAUAUGGUCACGCUGAGAAAAGUGCUGUCCCUAUGUGUAGUUUUACUGGCUUUCAAUGUAGGCAAUGGUCAUUAUGAGUCCCAUUGGUUUUUUUCCAUAAUAAAAUACAUGACUAAACUUG